UUUCGGUUUCGGCUUGCUGCCCUCCAGUGCAGCAACAACGAACAGCAAACUAACUCUAUAUGAUGGCCGAUCACUUAGACGAACCGCCCCAGAAGCGGGUCAAAAUGGAUCCAACGGACAUCUCCUACUUUCUGGAGGAGAACCUGCCCGAUGAGCUGGUGUCCUCGAACAGCGGCUGGUCGGAUCAGCUUACCGGUGGCGGUAACGGCGGAGGAGGCGGCGGCGCCACCGGCGUGCCCACAAACUCCACCUCCGGCCCAAAUGCUGGCGGCGGACCCAACAAACCACCAGCACAAGGACCAGGACCGGGCUCAGGACCCGGUGGCGUUAAUGUUGGUGUUGGAGUCGGCGGCAUGGGCGUCGGUGUUGUUGGCGUCGGUGUCGGCGUUGUGCCUUCCCAAAUGAACGGAGCCGGCGGCGGCGGCGGUGGCUCCGGUACAGGCGGUGACGAUGGCAGCGGCAAUGGCUCCGGAGCGGGCAAUGCCGGCAAUCAACUCCGUCAGAUGCAGCAGCAGCAUCACCAGCUGCAGCAUCUGCUUCAGCAGCAGGGCCAGAAGGGCGCCAUGGUGGUGCCCGGAAUGCAGCAGCUCGGCAGCAAGUCCCCCAAUCUGCAAUCGCCCAACCAGGGCGGCAUGCAGCAGGUGGUGGGCACACAGAUGGGCUUGGUCAACUCGAUGCCCAUGUCCAUAUCGAAUAAUGGCAACAAUGGCAUGAAUGCCAUACCAGGCAUGAACACCAUCGCUCAGGGCAAUCUGGGCAACAUGGUGUUGACCAAUAGCGUUGGCAGCGGAAUGGGCGGCAUGGUCAACCAACUGAAGCAGCAGCAGCCUGGCGGCGGCGGCGGCGGUAUGAUCAACGCAGUGUCCGUGCCAGGACCGGGUGGACCAGGAACAGGACCCGGCGGCGUAGGAGCAGGCGGCGGUGCAGGCGGCGUGACCCCAAACCAAGGCAUGCACAUGCAGAACGGUCCGAUGAUGGGGCGCAUGGUUGGCCAGCCGCAUAUGCUCCGUGGCCCGCAUCUAAUGGGUGCCGGCGGAGGAGCUGGAGGCCCAGGAAACGGACCAGGAGGUGGAGGGCCACGCAUGCAAAAUCCCAACAUGCAAAUGGGUCAACUCAACAGUCUGCCUUACGGAGUGGGUCAAUAUGGUGGCCCCGGUGGCGGUAACAAUCCCCAGCAACAACAACAACAGCAGCAGCAGCAACUCCUCGCCCAGCAGAUGGCCCAAAGAGGCGGCGUUGUGCCAGGAAUGCCGCAGGGCAACAGGCCAGUGGGCACAGUAGUGCCUAUGUCCACUCUCGGCGGCGAUGGAUCCGUGCCCACUGGGCAGCUAGUUGGCGGUAAUCCUCAGCAGCAACAGAUGCUGGCACAGCAGCAGCAGCAGCAGCAGACCGGAGCCAUGGGUCCGCGUCCGCCACAGCCAAACCAGCUACUCGGUCAUCCUGGCCAGCAACAGCAGCCAGGAACAUCUCAGCAGCAGCAACAGCAGCAGGGAGUCGGCGUUAGUGUUGGACUGGGCGGUGCGGGAGUGGUGGCGGGUUCGGGAGCCGGUUCAGGUCCCGGCGUGCCGCCAGUUGCUGGCGGUGGAGCUGGAGGUGCAGGCGUUGCUGGUGGCCCCGGUGGAGGAGCCAAUCGUGACGUUCCUGACGAUCGCAAGCGCCAGAUACAACAGCAGCUAAUGCUGUUGCUCCACGCGCACAAGUGCAACCGGCGGGAGAACUUGAAUCCGAACCGAGAGGUGUGCAACGUCAACUACUGCAAGGCGAUGAAGUCCGUGCUGGCCCACAUGGGCACCUGCAAGCAGAGCAAGGACUGCACCAUGCAGCACUGCGCCUCCUCACGCCAGAUCCUGCUACACUACAAGACCUGCACCAACAGUGCCUGCAUCAUUUGCUAUCCCUUUAGGCAGAAUCAUUCGGUGUUUCAGAACACCAAUGUGCCGCCGGGUGGGGCAGGUGGGAAUGCUGGAGCCGCGCCAGGCGCUGGCGGCGGCGGUAGCGGUGGCGCUGCUGGUGGAGCAGGCGGCAAUCUACAGCAGCAACAGCAGCAGCAACAGCAACAACAGCAGCAGCAGCCAAAUAUGGCCGGCCUUGUUGUAGAUGGCAAGCAGCAGCAGGUGGCGCCCGGCGGUGGGCAGAAUACUGCGAUAGUCCUUCCGCAACAACAAGGAGCAGGCGGAACACCGGGCGCUCCAAAGACUCCAGCUGAUAUGGCCCAGCAGUUGGCCCAACAACAACAACAGCAGCAGCAGCAGCAGCAACAACAGCAGCAGCAACAGCAGCAGGUUCACCAACAGCAGGUCCAGCAGCAGCAGCAGGAACUCCGGCGCUUCGAUGGCAUGGGCCAGGUGGGAUUGUCACCUGUAACCGCCGGUGGAAUGCAGCAGCAGCAGCAGGGAUUGCCUCCGGGCAUCCGCAUGCAGGGUGCUCCGCCGGCGGUCAGGGUCCUUGGACCUGGUCCGGGACCCAGUGGACCCAAUGUCCUGCCGAACGACGUCAACAGCCUGCAGCAGCAGCAGCAGCAGAUGCUUCAGCAGCAGCAACAGCAGGGCCAGAAUCGACGACGUGGCGGCCUGCCCAACAUGGUGGAGCAACAACAACAACAGCAGCAGCAGCAGCAGCAGCAACCCAAUCCCGCCCAGCUGGGUGGCAACAUUCCAGCACCACUCUCCGUCAACGUCGGAGGCUUUGGCAAUGCCAAUUUCGGUGGAGCAGCAGCUGGCGCUGGUGGCGCCGGCGGAGGAGGGCCCAAUGAUAAGCAGCAGCUGAAGGUGGCCCAGGUCCAUCCGCAGAGCCAUGUGGUAGGCGGCCCUGGCGGUGCAGCUGGAGCAGCAUCAGCAGGUGCUGGCGCGAGUGGCGGCCAGCAGGUGGCUGCCGGUUCCAGUGUCCUAAUGCCAGCGGAUACCACGGGCAGCGGGAACGCUAGUAAUCCCAAUCAGAAUGCAGGACCGGGAGCUGGCGGCGGUGGCAGUGGUGGUGCCAUCGCUGGCGGUGGUGGCGGCGGCGGCGGUGGAGGAUCUGGAACUCCCGGCGACAGCGAAAAGGAUUGGCGCGACAUGGUGACCGCCGAUCUGCGCAAUCACCUCGUUCAUAAACUAGUGCAGGCCAUCUUUCCCACCUCGGAUCCAACGACCAUGCAGGACAAGCGGAUGCAUAAUCUCGUCUCGUAUGCGGAAAAGGUCGAGAAGGACAUGUACGAGAUGGCCAAGUCCAGGUCGGAGUACUAUCACCUGCUGGCGGAGAAGAUCUAUAAGAUCCAGAAGGAGCUGGAGGAGAAGCGGCUGAAGCGCAAGGAGCAACACCAGCAGAUGCUGAUGCAGCAGCAGGGCGUUGCGGGAGCUGGAGGAGCAGCAGCAGCCACUGUUGGUGGUGCGGGUAAUGCAGCUGGUGUCGGCGGAGGAGCCGUUGGAGGCGUUAUAUCCCAGCAGCAGCAACAACAGCCUGGCCAACAGCCCGUCCAGGCCGGCGUCCGUCCCAUCAUCAGUCCCAUGGGCGGUGUUAUGCCGCCGCAGCAGUUGCGUCCACAGGGUCCACCUGGAAUGGUGGGCCAGCAGUCGGCUGUUGGCAUGGGCGUGGGCGUCGGAGUGGGCGUGGGUGUCACCAACAACAUGGUGACAAUGCGAAGUCACUCGCCCGGCGGCAACAUGCUCACCCUGCAGCAACAGCAGCGCAUGCAGUUCCCGCAGCAACAGGCCCAGCAACCUCCCGGCUCCGGAGCUGGUAAUAUGCUGGUGGGUCCGCCCGGACCCAGCCCCGGCGGCAUGGUGGUCAAUCCGGCGCUAUCGCCAUAUCAGACGACCAAUGUCCUCACCAGUCCCGUGCCGGGCCAACAGCAGCAGCAGCAGUUCAUCAACGCGAACGGUGGCACGGGAGCCAAUCCUCAGCUGACCGAGAUGAUGAAGCAGCGGCACCUUCACCAGCAACAGCAGCAAGCGGCGCAGCAGCAGCAGGGAAUGCUACUGCCGCAGUCGCCCUUCAGUAACGCCACUCCCCUGCAGCAGACACAAGGCGGCAACAGCUUCAGUUCGCCAAUGCAACAGCAACCGCAGCAGCAGCAACAGCAGCAGCAGCAGCAACAGAAGCCUGGCAGUGUUAUGAACAACAUGCCGCCGACGCCCACAAGCCUGGAGGCCUUGAAUGCGGGGGCUGGAGCAGCGGGAACGGGAGGAUCGGCCUCCAAUGUUACGGUUUCAGCUCCUAGCCCUUCGCCCGGCUUCCUCUCCAAUGGCCCCUCGAUUGGCACCCCCUCCAACAGCAGCAGCAGCAACAACAACAACAGCAACAACAAUAAUAGCAGCAGUAGUGCCAACAACAACCCGCCCUCAGUGAGCAGCCUAAUGCAACAGCCGCUAAGCAAUCGGGCGUCCACUCCUCCUUACAUACCCGCCUCCCCAGUGCCGGCGACCAGUGCUUCCGGUUUAGCAGCGAGUAGCACGCCCGCAUCAGCAGCAGCAGCAGCAGCGGCGGCGGCGGCAGCAGCAGCAGCGACCUGCGCUAGUAGUGCUGGCAGUGGAAGCGGGAACAGUGGACCCUCGGCAGCGGCGGGAGCUACCACAACGACCUCGACAUCAUCGUCGGCAGGGUCGGGUACACCGCUUAGCUGUGCCUCUUCCUCGGUGUCCACGCCCACGUCAGCUACAAUGGCUUCCAGCAGCAGCAGCAGCGGCGGAGGCGGAGGAUCCACGACGCCAUCUAGCAAUCCUCUGCUUAUGAUGUCGGGCGGAGGAGCGGCAACGACAACCACAUCAAUGUCUGCCAGCAGCCGUAUGAUGAGUAGCAGCUCCCAGCUCUCCUCCCAGAUGGCCGCUCUAGAGGCAGCGCAAAGGGACGACGAUGAUACACCCUCGCCCUCCAAUGAGAACACCAAUGGCAGUGGCGGCAGCGGCAAUGCCGGCGGCGGUAUGGCCUCCAAGGGCAAACUGGACUCGAUCAAGCAGGAGGACGACAUCAAGAAGGAGUUCAUGGACGAUAGCUGUGGCGGCAACAAUGACAGCUCCCAAAUGGAUUGCUCCACCGGUGGCGGCAAGGGCAAGAAUGUGAACAACGAUGGCACCAGCAUGAUCAAAAUGGAAAUCAAGACGGAGGAUGGCGGUGACGGUGAGGUCAAGAUCAAGACGGAAGCCAUGGAUGUGGAUAAGGCGGGCUCUUCGGCGGGAGGCGCCGGUGGUGAUGGGAGCGGCGGUAGCGGUCUUGGUGGCGGCAAGGAUAACAUCAAUGGUGCGCACGAUGGUGGAGCGGCCGGCGGUGGUGUGGAUAUCAAGCCCAAGACGGAAACGAAGCCCCUUGUGCCGGAACCCAUUGCUCCGACAGCGGGUGACAAGAAAAAGAAAUGCCAAUUCAAUCCCGAAGAGCUGCGCACAGCUUUGCUGCCGACACUGGAGAAGCUUUACCGACAGGAGCCCGAGUCCGGGCCCUUUCGCUAUCCCGUCGAUCCGCAGGCCCUGGGCAUACCCGAUUACUUUGAGAUCGUGAAGAAGCCCAUGGAUCUGGGCACCAUACGGACCAAUAUUCAGAAUGGCAAGUACAGUGAUCCCUGGGAGUAUGUGGACGAUGUGUGGCUGAUGUUUGACAAUGCCUGGCUGUAUAAUCGCAAGACGUCGCGGGUGUAUCGAUACUGCACAAAGCUAUCCGAGGUCUUUGAGGCGGAGAUCGAUCCAGUGAUGCAGGCCUUGGGCUAUUGCUGCGGCAGGAAGUACACCUUCAAUCCCCAGGUGCUCUGCUGCUAUGGCAAGCAGCUGUGCACGAUUCCGCGGGAUGCCAAGUACUACAGCUACCAGAACAGUCUAAAGGAAUACGGUGUCGCCUCAAAUAGAUACACCUACUGCCAAAAGUGCUUUAACGACAUCCAGGGCGAUACGGUCACACUGGGCGAUGAUCCACUCCAGUCGCAAACCCAAAUCAAGAAGGAUCAGUUCAAGGAAAUGAAGAACGAUCACCUGGAACUGGAGCCGUUUGUCGAUUGCCAGGAGUGCGGUCGCAAGCAGCACCAGAUCUGUGUCCUCUGGCUGGACUCCAUUUGGCCCGGCGGCUUCGUUUGCGACAAUUGCCUGAAGAAGAAGAACUCGAAGCGAAAGGAGAACAAAUUCAAUGCCAAGCGUCUGCCCACCACAAAGCUGGGCGUUUACAUUGAGACGCGGGUGAAUAAUUUCCUGAAAAAGAAGGAGGCUGGUGCCGGCGAGGUGCACAUUCGUGUGGUCAGUUCCUCGGAUAAAUGCGUCGAGGUGAAGCCGGGAAUGCGGCGGAGGUUCGUUGAAUCCGGUGAAAUGAUGCAGGAGUUCCCUUAUCGGGCCAAAGCUCUGUUUGCCUUCGAGGAGGUGGACGGCAUCGAUGUGUGCUUCUUUGGCAUGCAUGUCCAGGAAUAUGGAUCCGAGUGCCCCGCCCCAAAUACGAGGCGUGUGUAUAUCGCGUAUCUCGACUCGGUGCACUUCUUCCGGCCGCGACAAUACCGAACGGCGGUGUAUCAUGAAAUCCUGCUCGGCUACAUGGACUACGUGAAGCAGCUAGGCUACACCAUGGCCCAUAUCUGGGCCUGUCCGCCCUCCGAGGGUGAUGACUACAUCUUCCAUUGUCAUCCCACGGACCAGAAGAUACCAAAGCCCAAGCGCCUGCAGGAAUGGUACAAGAAAAUGCUCGAUAAGGGCAUGAUUGAACGGAUCAUACAGGACUACAAGGAUAUACUGAAGCAGGCCAUGGAGGACAAGCUGGGCUCUGCCGCCGAACUGCCCUACUUUGAGGGCGAUUUCUGGCCCAAUGUGCUCGAGGAGAGCAUCAAGGAGCUGGACCAGGAGGAGGAGGAGAAGCGCAAGCAGGCCGAGGCCGCCGAGGCAGCAGCAGCGGCGAAUCUCUUCUCCAUCGAGGACAACGAGGUGAGCGGCGAUGGCAAGAAGAAGGGACAGAAAAAGGCCAAGAAGUCCAACAAAUCGAAGGCGGCACAGCGAAAGAAUAGCAAAAAGUCCAAUGAGCAUCAGUCGGGCAACGAUCUCUCGGCCAAGAUCUAUGCCACCAUGGAGAAGCACAAGGAGGUCUUCUUUGUUAUCCGUCUCCACUCGGCCCAGUCGGCAGCGAGUCUAGCGCCCAUCCAAGAUCCCGAUCCACUGCUCACCUGCGACCUGAUGGACGGACGCGAUGCCUUCCUUACCCUUGCCCGCGACAAGCACUUUGAGUUCUCGUCGCUGCGGCGGGCCCAGUUCUCCACGCUGUCCAUGUUGUAUGAGCUGCAUAACCAGGGCCAGGACAAAUUUGUUUACACCUGCAACAAUUGCAAGACUGCGGUGGAAACGCGGUACCAUUGCACCGUCUGUGAUGACUUUGAUCUAUGCAUCGUUUGCAAGGAGAAGGUUGGUCAUCCGCAUAGAAUGGAAAAGCUCGGCUUUGAUAUCGAUGACGGUUCGGCGCCGGCAGAUCACAAGCAGGCCAAUCCGCAGGAAGCCCGCAAACAGUCCAUCCAGCGUUGCAUCCAGUCCCUGGUGCAUGCAUGCCAGUGUCGCGACGCCAAUUGCCGCCUGCCGUCCUGCCAGAAGAUGAAGCGCGUUGUCCAGCACACGAAGAACUGCAAGCGAAAGACGAACGGCGGUUGCCCCAUUUGCAAGCAGCUCAUCGCGCUCUGCUGCUACCACGCCAAGCACUGUCAGGAGCAGAAGUGUCCCGUGCCCUUCUGUCCCAACAUCAAGCACAAGCUCAAGCAGCAGCAGCUCCAGCAGAAACUCCAACAGCAACAGUUACUGCGCCGUCGCGUGGCUCUCAUGUCCCGGACAGCGGCUCCGGCGGCAUUACCCGGCCCGGCUGCUGUCAGCGGCCCAGCGGUGGUCUCCGGCGGAGUGCCCGUCGUGGGCAUGUCAGGCGUGGCAGUUAGCCAGCAGGUAAUGCCCGGCCAGGCGGCGGGUAUAAUGACCCCAGGAGCCGGCGGUAUGUCACCCUCCACCGUCACAGUGCCCUCACCGGUUUCGGGCGGUGCAGGUGGUGGUGGUGCCGGUGGCAUGGGCGGAAUGACAUCGCCCCAUCCGCAUCAAGCUGGCAUUGGCAUGAAGCCUGGCGGUGGCCACUCGCCGUCACCGAAUGUCCUGCAAGUGGUGAAACAAGUCCAGGAGGAAGCGGCCCGACAGCAGGUCUCCCAUGGCGGUGGCUUCGGCAAAGGUGGCCCAAUGGCGCCGCCCGUAAUGAAUCGCCAGAUGGGAGGUCCUGGCCCCAAUCCCAAUGUGAAUCAACUGGGUGGCAUGGGCGUCGGCGUUGGCGGUGUCGGUGUUGGAGGCGUUGGUGUUGGCGGCGUCGGUGUUGGAGGCGUUGGCGGUGUUGGUGUCGGCCAGCUGGGUCCCGGCGGCGUUGGCGGUGGCAAUCCUGCAGGAGGACCAGGCGGUCCAGGUGGAGUUCCUGGCGCCGGCAACUGUGGUAAUGUCCUGAAUGCCAACAACCUGCUAUCCAUGGAUCAGUGGGGCGGUGGCGGAGCCGGAGGUGGCAAUCCAGGCGGAGGUAAUCCCCAGGCACGCUAUGCGAACAAUGCCACGGGAAUGCGACAGCCCGGCCAACUGAUGCAGCCGAAUCUGUUGCAGCAGCAACAGCAACAACAGCAGCAACAGCAGCAGCAGCAGCAGCAGCAGAUGAUGGGUCUGGGAGGACCCAAUCAGCUCGGCGGUGGCCAAAUGCCCGUUGGUGGCCAGCACGGAGGCAUGGGCAUGGGCAUGGGUGCACCAUCGAUGGCCGGCGCCGCUGGCGGAGUACGACCGCCGCCCGGAGCCGGAGGAGGCGGUGGCGGCCAAACCGGCGGACUGAAUACCCAGCAACUGGCCCAGAUCAUGCAGAAGAUCAAGAACAACCCCACCAACGAAAGCAACCAGCACAUCCUCACCAUACUCAAGCAGAAUCCGCAGAUAAUGGCGGCGAUCAUCAAGCAGCGCCAGCAGAGCCACCAAUCACAGAUCAAUGCAGCGGCGGCGGGCGGAGGAGCGCCUGGUCCCGGCGGUGGUGGAGCUCUGGCGCAGCAGCAACAGGCGGGCAAUGGACCCCAGAACCCGCAGCAGCAGCAGCAGCAGCAACAACAGGUGAUGCAGCAGCAGCAACAGCAGAUGCAGCACAUGAUGAACCAGCAGGGCAGCGGUGGUCCCCAGCAAAUGAAUCCCAACCAGCAGCAGCAGGUGAAUCUGAUGCAGCAACAGCAGCAGCAGGGCGGACCGGGAGGGCCGGGUCCUGGACCCCACCAAAGGAUGCCGAACAUGCAGAAUGCCAUGAUGCUGCAGAGCCUGCCGCCCAACAUGUCGCCCGGGGUCACCACCCAGGGAGGAAUGGUGCCCAACCAGAGUUGGAACAAGAUGCGCUACAUGCAGAUGAACCAAUACCCGCCACCGUAUCCACAACGCCAGCGCGGUCCGCACAUGGGCGGCGCGGGACCCGGUCCUGGCCAGCAACAAUUCCCCGGCGGUGGCGGCGGUGCGGGUAACUUCAAUGCUGGUGGAGCCGGCGGCACUGGAGGCGGCGUUGUCGGUGUGCCUGGAGGAGCUGCCGGUCCCGUCGUCGGUGGCGACCAGUACUCGAUGGCCAAUGCAGCAGCGGCAGCGGCUGCCUCCAAUAUGCUCCAGCAGCAGCAGGGCGUUGGUGUGGGCGUUAAGCCCGGUCCCGGCCAGCAGCAACAGCAGAUGGGCGUGGGCCUGCCACCGGGUAUGCAGCAGCAGCAGCAGCAACAACAGCAGCAACAGCAACAGCAGCCUCUGCAGCAGCAGCAACAGCAGAUGAUACAGGUGACAAUGCCGAAUACCAAUGUCCAGAACCCAUCGGCGGUGGUGGGCGGCCCCAAUGCUCAGGUAAUGGGGCCGCCUACGCCGCAUUCCGCACUUCAGCAGCAAAUGAUGCAGUCGGCUCGCGCCUCGCCGCCCAUCCGUUCGCCGCAGCCAACGCCGUCGCCCCGCUCAGCACCAUCGCCCCGGGCAGCUCCAUCCGCUUCGCCACGGGCGCAGCCCUCGCCGCAUCAUGUGAUGAGCAGUCAUUCGCCGGCGCCGCAAGGACCGCCGCAUGAUGGCAUGCAUAACCAUGGACUGCAUCAUCAGUCGCCGUUGCCGGGAGUGCCGCAGGAUGUGGGCGUUGGCGUUGGUGUUGGUGUGGGCGUCAAUGUGGGCAAUGCCGGCGGUGCCCUGCCUGAUGCCUCCGAUCAGCUGACCAAGUUUGUGGAGAGGCUUUAGUGCAGCAGCAGCAGCGGCAGCGGCAGCAGCUACAACGGGUGGUAGCCCCCAAACCAGACCAGACCAGCAGGGAUCACCAGUGUGUGUGUGUUGAACGAUUGCGACUAACUCUACGCUAUGAUUGUAUAUUAUUUGAUUUUGAACUAUCACAACUAAUGUGUAACGUAGUGCUAAGAUUAAAACCCAACCCCUCCCCCAUUUACCCUUUUUACCCCGCGUUAGAGUUAAGUUUAGGACAGCAGCAGCAGCAAUCAUCAUUAUCAUUAUCAUUAUCAUUAUUUGGUUUCCAUUUACAAAACCGACGCGAAAAUUAGCCAAUAUAUUUACGAAUGCAAUAUAUUUCUUCUGUCUAAAAUCACACACACACACCUUUUCCUCCCAUGUAUUAGUUAAUUAAUCCCAAAUCCCAAGUUUUUUCCAAUUUUGAGGGAAGAGAGGGAGUUGGGGAUGACGUUAGGGGGACGUUUAACGUCGAACCUUUCCUACAAUUAUGUCGAAAUAUAUAUACAAAUUAGUUGGGAAUUAAUUUAGAAAGUGCACAGAAAAUAAUGAACAGAAUCUAUAUGUUUUUUCCCGAGAGAGCGUGUGUGUUGUAAAGUUGAUCCAAGUUUUUUGUACCCUUGUAGAGUUUUAAGACAGACUUCCACCCCCCCGCCCUGCCCUUCAAAUCCGCACAAGAAUAUAUAUAUACAUUUAUAGCCUAUUUAAAGUAACGAAAGCAAAAUGUGUGUGAGAUUAAGCAAAAGUGCUCCUUAUAGGAGCUUCAAAUUGGGAACACAUAACAAUUACAUAUUUUUAUACACAAAGCAAAGAAAGGAGAUCACUUCCAAUUUGACAGGCAAACAAUAAAAGCGAGAGAGGGAGAGAGUUGGGAGUCAGGAUCAGAAUAGCAUUAGGAGGAGUAUCAGAAAUCAGGACACCAAAACAGAAGGAGCGUUACAAAGGGAUUAUGAUUAACAAGAGCAACCAAUAGCAAUAGCCAAAAUGCUUUGAAUACAGUUUUAGGGUACAUGAAAAUAUUUAAGAGCGAUUUAACAUUUACAACAUAUAUAUAUAUUCAUGUAUGUAUAUACAUGCAUACGUAGGACAACAAAUUAGACUUGUAAUUCUAACAAAUUGUAAAUUUUUAAAUUGAAUUCAAAGCGGAAGACUCACUUUGGGAGGUAAAAACACACAAAAUAUUGCGUCAUUCCUUAAACCGAAAAAGUUGCUUGCAAGCACCCCAAAAAAUGGGAGUUUAUUGAGUCAAUUGAUUAUGUUAACCCAUUUAAUGUCAAUGUGUUGUCUGAGGGAAUAUUUGUUGAGUCCGUUUAUUAUGUUAAAAUCUGUAAUUGUCAAAUGUGUCUGUAUUGUAUUGUCGUAAGUUGAAAAUUGUAUGUUCUUAUUUGUGUAACAGUGCAACAUUAAUUAUAGAGACUUGUAUAAGUUAUAUACAUUUAUUUUUCAAAUUUCAUUUGUCACAAAUUUAUUGACUUUCAACAUUUUCGUUCUUUUAAUUGUUUUCGGACAUCAAAAUCAAAGAAAGCAUCUAAUUUGAAAUAUUUUGAAAAAUGUAAAGCUACAAUCGUGACAGGCUUUUCCCUUUGAGGAUCAAAAAUGAAGCUAAACCUACCUAAAUUGUAAAUUUCUUAAAGCAAGCGGAAAACAUUUGCAGUUAUAAUUCCCAACUUUGUCUAGCCAAACUUUAAGGUUUUUUAAGGCCCAUGAAACCAAUAACUCAUAUACUAAAUAAUACAAUUUAAAUUCUUUGAAAACUCGACAGAAAGUUAUGCCCUGACAAAACAGAAAAAGCUAACAUCAUUUUCGGCAAGUGUGUGUUUUGUUGUUAUAUUUCUGUGUACAAUUUGUUUUUUUAAACCCUCGAUACAUUUUUUUAAGGCCUCCUGAAUGAGUCUCUCCCUUCAAAGCAUUAAUUGGAUUUACACUUUUAUUUUUUUUUCGUGUACAUAACUUAAUGUUAUACUUAGUAUUUGAUUUUGUGAUAGCCAAAAGAAAGGAGGAAAGGAAGGAUUAGGAUGAUGAUGAGCAGCAGCAGUACCCAAAACCCAAUUUGUCUCAAAAAGCCGCAAGUUUGAAGGAUCAUUUUUUGGUAAAUGAAAUAAGGGAAUAAGAGUUCCAAGAUCGCGAAUGCUAUUUAUUAAUGCUAACAAAAAAAAAAAAAAAAAAACAACCACCUAGGAUAACGAUUUAGGUUUACCGCUAUUUAUUAGACAUAGUCUGUAGCUUUCAACUGGGUUCUUUAAUUAAUCAGAUCGGAUAUUACGUCUAUAUAAACAUAUAUAUGAUUUUCUUCUACAUAUAAUUGUUCGGAUUUAAGUGAGUAGAAUGAGAUGGAUUGCUUUCGUUUUCUAACUGUUUUCUUUGUACAAGUUGCCGCCGCCCAAGAAUCAGACAGGGACAGAGAGAGUCAGCGAGAGAGCGAGAGAGGAGACAAACAAGAGAGGGAAUUUUGUAAAUUUUAAAUACUAGGAUACUUAUUCACUGCGCAUAAAAAUGCCUUCAAUUGCGACAUCAAGCAAGUAACUAACUUUAAUUGUAAAUACCCCACACACACAACAUAAAGAUACACACGAUAUACAUAUAUAUACAUAUAUAUAUAUAUAUAUAUAAAUACAUAUAUUACUGAUUAGCAAAGUAGAGUUUGUAAAAUCCAAUGCCCUAGCUUUUAAGUCGUAUAUAUCGGUUAUAUCGUAUAUAUAUAUAUAGAUCUACUCUCCUUACACACCCACACACACACACACAUGCGCAUAGGUUAUCGCGAUAUAUAUAUACAUAUAUACUUUUAGUUAGUGUGUUUUUAAUCGAAACGCGCAUAGUUUCCUUAGCUAAGCGAAAGACAACAAGAAAAAAAGAAAAAUUGGAAAACCAAAAUAAAAAAAAAAAAAAAAAAAACAGCUGCGCCUGCCACCGAUUAAAAAGAAAUUAAGGAUUAAAGGAUGCAAAACCCACGCUGCGCUGCACACAAUCAAAACAGACACCAAAUAACAAAACAAAACAAAAAAAAAAAACUAAAAAUAAUUCAAGUUAAAUUAAAAAAGUAAAAUUUAAAAAUAUUAUAUUAUAUAGAAUCGUGUGAAAACCAAACAUACUCAAGUCACUGGGCUCUGCCGCCGAAUGCCUUUGUACUUUUAACGUAUGUUAAACAAUGAGAAUCGGUAUCGUUUAUCGAGCGGCAGUUGAUUAUCGGAAUCUAUCUGCCAUCGGUAAUCGAUAUAGUUGCGAUAACAUGACGCUGCCUUCAAAUCGCAGACGCCGCGUGCUGGUAGCAAAAAAAAAAAGGAUUAAAAUAAAACAAAACUAAAAAAAAAACAUAUAAUCGGUAAAUCGAAAUAGCGGGCGCAGCAAACCCCACGAUAGUAACCAAAAAAAAAAAGAAGAGAGAAAAAGAAAGAACGAGGACGAGGAGAAUGAGAAAAAGGACGCUUCUAAACGUAUUUUUUCUCCACAUUGUUUUUGUUGUUUUUUUUUUUUUAACCACAGUCAGGCAAUGAACAAAGUUAUGAGUGUGAACGAGAGAGAGAGAGAGAGAGAAAGGAGAAAGCGCGAGAGUGUGAGUGAAAGCGAAUCAAGGAUCAUUCUGUUCAUAGCGAGCAAGCGAGAGAAAGAGAGAGCAUAUUCCAAAACUAUUUGUGAUUACAAUUAUAUAUGAUGAAAGAGUGUGG
Messenger RNA from Drosophila kikkawai, 13825 nucleotides. RefSeq names its product nejire (gene nej). Gene Ontology annotation, cellular component: histone acetyltransferase complex; transcription regulator complex. The record is from RefSeq and is a predicted model, not a curated record. Gene Ontology annotation, biological process: positive regulation of transcription by RNA polymerase II. Gene Ontology annotation, molecular function: protein binding; transcription coactivator activity; histone acetyltransferase activity. Lineage: Eukaryota; Metazoa; Arthropoda; Insecta; Diptera; Drosophilidae.